Molecule: messenger RNA, 793 nt
Organism: Tyto alba (common barn owl)
Lineage: Eukaryota; Metazoa; Chordata; Aves; Strigiformes; Tytonidae
Gene: FABP7
Product: fatty acid binding protein 7
Exons: 4
Coding region: 89-487 (132 amino acids)
Biological process (GO): fatty acid transport
Cellular component (GO): nucleus; cytosol
Molecular function (GO): fatty acid binding
Source: RefSeq, a predicted model, not a curated record
CCCCCCCCCCCGCCCCCCGCCGGGCGCCGGCUUUAAAGGGGGGGCGGCGCGGCGGCGCUCCCCGCCAGCGCUCCCGGUACCCGCAGCCAUGGUGGAGGCUUUCUGUGCCACCUGGAAGCUGGUGGACAGCCACAACUUCGACGAGUACAUGAAGGCGCUGGGAGUGGGGUUUGCAACACGGCAGGUGGGAAAUGUGACUAAACCCACUGUGAUUAUCAGCAGCGAGGGGGACAAAGUAGUGAUCAGGACGCAAAGCACUUUCAAAAACACAGAAAUCAGCUUUAAACUUGGAGAGGAGUUCGAUGAAACUACCCCCGAUGAUAGAAACUGCAAAUCAGUUGUGACCCUGGAUGGAGACAAACUAGUGCACGUACAGAAGUGGGACGGCAAAGAGACAAACUUUGUGAGAGAAAUAAAGGAUGGCAAAAUGGUAAUGACUCUCACCUUUGGUGAUGUGGUUGCUGUUCGCCACUAUGAGAAAGCGUAGAGUUUACCUGACCUCUGUCCAGAUGUUACUUCUGCUGGAUGGAUUAAUGUACUGUCUAUAACUGAACGUAGCUAAAAUGAACAUUUCUGGCAUGAAAGGUUAAUAAAGAGUUUUUUUGGGGGAGUGUGUUUUUUAAAAAAACAACUUUAUGCCAUCAAAUUGGCAAGCUUGUGCUGUAUAGUGAAAAAGGUUAAACUUGGCAUUAAAUUUCUGAAACACUUGCCUCUCUUUUUUUACUGUAAAUGAGACAUAUUUGAAUUGUUUUGGAAUGCAAAUCAAACUAAUUAAAAAGUUUUUUCAACCUGU